AUGGCCGUGAUUAGCGAGAUCGUCUCCGACGAAUCCCUGCUGCCCGUGCUCGCCACAAGUGCCGACACCCUUGCCCAGUGCCAGCACCUGCUCGCUCUCCUUGAUCCGAAUAAUGCCGUUCCCGACGCCGACGCCCAAGCGGCCCUACUAGCCGCUUCCAAGCAGCAGAAACUCCUGUUCGCCCGACUCGCCCAACUGCGCGGCCAGAACCGGGAUGCCAUCUUUCGUGUGCGUGACACCAAGCAGGCGACUGCAGAGGCGCGCCAGGAGGUCGAUCGGCUGCAUCUCCAGCUGCAAAACCUGUACUACGAACAAAAACACCUGACGGGCGAGAUCGCCGCCUGCGAGUCUUACGACCACAAGUACCGGUCCCUGCCCUUGAUCCCCAUUGAGGAAUUCUUAGAACUCCAUCCGGAACAUCGUGCCAUGAACGAACACGAACUCAUGAUCGCUCGCAUCAACCAUGAGCACGCCGAACGCGAAAAACUCGAGCAGGCACGCCAGGAACUCCUCAAGCGGAAGCAGGCUCUGAUCGCCGAGAACAAGAAGCGGAAAGACGAUCUCGCGAGUUUGGAUCAGGAUCUUGAAAAGUUCAUUGAUGCGGCCAAGCCGAUUCAGAAGAUCUUCGAGAAGGAGUACUAG
Molecule: messenger RNA, 642 nt
Organism: Penicillium lagena
Lineage: Eukaryota; Fungi; Ascomycota; Eurotiomycetes; Eurotiales; Aspergillaceae
Exons: 3
Coding region: 1-642 (213 amino acids)
Biological process (GO): mRNA export from nucleus; positive regulation of DNA-templated transcription, elongation
Cellular component (GO): THO complex part of transcription export complex
Molecular function (GO): mRNA binding
Source: RefSeq, a predicted model, not a curated record